UGAAAUACAAUAUAGUCACAAUUUAUUAUAUUUUCUGUUCUAAAUAUUUCUGUCAUUAUGUAUGCUUGUGGAUUUAAAUAUGUGUACAUUUAUGUUAUUAUUAGUUUUUAAAUUGUUUUUUUUUUUUUUUUUAUCUAUUUACCUAUUUUUUAUUUUAAACUUCAAAUAUGUGAUUUUGUUUGUUUCAUAUAUUGUGUCCUGCUUUAUAAAAAAAAACAAUUAAUGGAAUUGUUCCUAAAUUACAAUAAGAGCAAAAUAUUUGCACCUGGAUAAUUGAGAGUGAUUGUAAGUGUGAUGAUCAUCUGCUAAAUUAGGAAAAAACGACCACAAUUCACACCUUCAGUCAGUGAAGCCGCUCCCACAGCCGUUCAUGAGAGUUUAAAUGCUGGGGAAUAUUCCCAUCUUCCCACAGGAGAAGAAGAAGAAACUACUGACAUACUAUUGUAAAGAUGGAGUUUAAAGAAGAACCCUGCAGAAUAAAAGAUGAAGAUACAGAGGAACAAAUAGACCUGAUGGAAGUGAAUGAAGACAAACAUCAUUUCACAAAUGAAGAUGGAAAACUAACUUUUAAAAAUGAAGAUGAACAACAUCUGUUUCAAAAACCUCAUCAUUUCAAACAUGAAGAUGGAAAUGCAGUCGUUUCACAGACUGAGAAGAGUUUCACACAAAAACAAGCUGGAAAAACUGGAAUCAAAGGAUCUUUAACCUGCUCUGAGUGUGGAAAGAGUUACACGUAUAAAUCGCGCCUUGACAGACACAUGCGAAUUCACACUGGAGAAAAACCGUUCACCUGCUCUGAGUGUGGAAAGAGUUACAAACAUGAAGCACACCUUAAGGUACACAUGAGAAUUCACACUGGAGAAAGGCCUUAUACAUGCACUCAGUGUGGAAAGAGUUUCAGUCGCAAAGAGGACUUAAAUGUGCAUACAAGAGUUCACAAUGGAGAAACACCAUUCACAUGCUCUGAGUGUGGAAAGAGUUUCACAUAUAAAUCUCACCUUAACAGACACAUGAGAAUUCACACUGGAGAAAAACCGUUCACCUGCUCUGAGUGUGGAAAGAGUUACAGACAUGAAGCACACCUUAAGGUACACAUGAUAAUUCACACUGGAGAAAGGCCUUAUACAUGCGCUCAGUGUGGAAAGAGUUUCUGUCGCAAAGAGGACUUAAAUGUACAUACGAGAAAUCACAAUGGAGAAAAACCGUUCACAUGCUCUGAGUGUGGAAAGAGUUACACGACUAAAUCAGAGCUUAACAGACACACAAGAAUUCACACUGGAGAAAAACUGUUCACAUGCACUCAAUGUGGAAAGAGUUGCAGACAAAAAUCAAACCUUAUAAGACACAUGAGAAUUCACACUGGAGAGAGGCCUUAUACAUGCACUCAGUGUGGAAACAGUUUCACAUCCAAAACCGCUCUCAAUGACCAUCUGCACUUUCACUCCGGAGAGAAGUCGUUCAGCUGUGAUCAGUGUGAUAAAACAUUUGUUGUGGAAUCAGGCUUAAGAAGACACCUUAGACUUCAUGCAGCUGUGAAGCCUCACGUUUGUAAUUUUUGUGGAAAGUGUUUUACACGACUGCAGCAUUUAAAAGAGCAUGAGAGUAUUCAUACUGGUGUGAAACCUUAUAUGUGCUCUGGCUGUGGGAAGAGCCUUCAUUACAUCAGGUGCAUUAAAAAAACACCAGAGAAUUCAUACUGGAGAGAAACCGUACAAGUGCUCACACUGUGAAAGAGUUUCGCUCUGUCAGGAAACCUGAAAGAUCAUAUGAGAGUUCAUACUGGAGAGAAGCCGCACCAGUGCACUUCAUGUGGGAAGAGUUUCACCCGAUUAUUUAAUCUAUGGACUCAUAAGAAAAAGUGUUGCCCGAAGGUGUCUAAUUAGCAAAUGUUCAUGUUCAGG
Molecule: messenger RNA, 1901 nt
Organism: Ctenopharyngodon idella (grass carp)
Lineage: Eukaryota; Metazoa; Chordata; Actinopteri; Cypriniformes; Xenocyprididae
Product: gastrula zinc finger protein XlCGF57.1-like
Exons: 2
Coding region: 450-1730 (426 amino acids)
Biological process (GO): regulation of transcription by RNA polymerase II
Molecular function (GO): RNA polymerase II cis-regulatory region sequence-specific DNA binding; DNA-binding transcription factor activity
Source: RefSeq, a predicted model, not a curated record